UUAUAAAUUCGAAUUAAAUCAUACAUUCGCAUAUUGAAAUCCGCCGGAAAAAUCUGAGCAGGAAACUCUCUCUCUCCGGCUAAUAUGAAUUUUAUGUCGAAAUCCUUUCCAUUUCGGAUCAUCUCACUUCUGAAACCUCGUCGAUGUCUGCUACAGAGAUAUCAGCUGCUGCAUAUCUCGGAGAACGCCAAGGCAGAGUCUCUGAAAUCAACAGAAGGUCUCCAGCAAUGCUCGGCCAAUUAUGUGCCUCUGUCUCCGAUCAGCUUCUUGGAAAGAGCCGCCAGGGUUUACAGAGAUAGAACCUCUGUGGUUUAUGGUACUGUCAAAUAUACAUGGGGAGAAACUCUAGAACGAUGCCUUCGACUUGCUUCUGCUCUCAUCCAGAAGGGGAUUUCCCGUGGCGAUGUCGUUGCUGUACUAGCCUCAAACAUCCCAGCUAUGUACGAGCUGCAUUUUGGUGUCCCAAUGGCAGGGGCUGUUCUUUGUACACUCAACACAAGGCUUGAUUCGGCCACAAUGUCAACCCUACUAAGACAUUCUGAGGCUGAGAUUAUUUUUGUAGAGCACCAGUUUCUCAAAGUUGCUAAAGUAGCACUUGAUCUUCUCUCCAAAACAGCAGUAAAGCAACCCCUCUUGGUCCUUAUUCUUGAUUCUCAAUGUGCUUCCAAUACAACUCAAGCUGUAGAUGUUGAGGACUUGGAAUAUGAGAGUCUCCUUGCGAUUGGCCAACCCAAAUUUGAGAUCAUACGACCAAACAAUGAGUGGGAUCCAAUUGCACUAAAUUAUACUUCAGGUACUACAUCAAGCCCCAAAGGAGUUGUUUACAACCACAGGGGAGCCUACCUCAAUACUCUGGCAACAGUACUUCUUCAUGGUAUGGGCGCAAUGCCCGUUUACCUAUGGACUGUGCCUAUGUUCCAUUGCAAUGGAUGGUGCCUCACUUGGGGCUUAGCAGCACAAGGUGGCACUAACAUCUGCCUCAGAAAAGUCUCUGCUCAGGGCAUAUUUGACAGCAUUUCUGUUCACAAGGUAACACACAUGGGUGGUGCACCUACUGUCUUGAACAUGAUUGUGAAUACCCCAGUCAAUCAACGGAGGCCACUUCCACAGAAGGUGGAAGUAAUGACUGGUGGUUCAGCACCACCUCCACAGGUCCUAUCUAGUAUGGAAGAACUGGGUUUCAAUGUAUCUCACUUGUAUGGCCUGACAGAGACUUAUGGACCAGCAACUCUAUGUACAUGGAAACCUGAGUGGGAUUCUUUACCCCUAGAAGAGAGAGCAAAGAUCAAAUCCCGCCAAGGACUGAACCAUCUUGGUAUGGAAGAGGUUGACAUAAGAGACCCAGUCACCAUGGAGAGUGUACCUCCUGAUGGAAAAACCAUGGGGGAAGUGAUGUUCAGAGGCAACACUGUGAUGAGUGGGUACUAUAAAGAUCCAAAUGCCACACUGGAAGCUUUCAAUGGUGGAUGGUUUCGAACUGGGGAUCUUGCUGUGAAACAUCCUGAUGGUUACAUAGAAGUGAAGGACAGGUCUAAAGAUAUCAUCAUUUCUGGUGGAGAGAAUAUAAGCACCAUUGAGGUUGAAUCAGUACUAUUUAGUCAUCCAGCAGUUCUGGAAGCUGCAGUAGUAGGACGCCCCGAUGAUCACUGGGGGGAGACACCUUGUGCCUUUGUGAAGUUGAAGGAUGGUAGUAAUGCGAGUGCCGAAGAGAUUAUCCACUUCUGUCGGGAACGGUUGCCACAUUUCAUGGCUCCGCGUACUGUUGCAUUUGAAGAUCUGCCAAAGACUGCAACUGGAAAGACACAAAAAUAUGUUCUUCGGCAUAAAGCGAAAGCAAUGGGAAGCCUUAAUAGAAGGAAAGAAUAAUAACAAAAUCCAAACCACCAAAUAACUUGGGAAGUGAAAGUGAAGGGAAGUGACAAGAAAAAUACUGAAGAAACUUUCCAUUGGGUCAGGAGACUCAGGACUUGAUACCAGUUCUCCUCUUUUUUCCUUUCCCAUUUUUUGAAAUAAAAACAUCCUCACAACCCAAA
This is a messenger RNA of Macadamia integrifolia, 2033 nucleotides long. Its product is annotated as butanoate--CoA ligase AAE1-like. NCBI's taxonomy places the organism in Eukaryota, Viridiplantae, Streptophyta, Magnoliopsida, Proteales, Proteaceae. The transcript has 2 exons. The record is from RefSeq and is a predicted model, not a curated record. The coding region runs from base 85 to 1866 and encodes 593 amino acids.